Messenger RNA from Megalops cyprinoides (Indo-Pacific tarpon), 1115 nucleotides. Its product is annotated as membrane-spanning 4-domains subfamily A member 4A-like. Lineage: Eukaryota; Metazoa; Chordata; Actinopteri; Elopiformes; Megalopidae. The coding region runs from base 150 to 809 and encodes 219 amino acids. Gene Ontology annotation, cellular component: membrane. The transcript is spliced from 7 exons. The record is from RefSeq and is a predicted model, not a curated record.
UCUCUCUCUCUCGCGUGCACUUUCUCUCUCUCUGUGCUCCACUUCCUGUGUUGCUCCAUCAUAAGGACUAAGACAUAUAAGUCUGGAAACAGAAUUUACCUGAUUUGGAGUGCAGCACUGGUGGGAGCCCCCCAGACCAGCUGUGAAGGAUGUCUUCUGUCAUCACGGACGACGGGACGGUGAUCAUCACCCAAGUCUACCCUCGCGGCAAAGGCGUGGGAGCCAUCGCAGAGCCGCAGUUGCAGCACAAAGAGUCCCCCAUCCGGAAGUUUCUGCGAGGAGAGCCCAAAGCCUUGGGGGCUGUCCAGAUCAUGAUUGGAGUAUUCAUGUUCGCCACUGGGAUUGUAAUGUCUUUUGACCAUGCUGUGUCAGUGUAUGUGGGAGCUCCAUUUUGGGGGGGUAUACUGUUUAUUUCCUCAGGAUCUGUCUCUGUGUCAGCGGAGAAGUAUCAGACCAGGUGUUUGGUCAAGGCUGCCCUCGUCCUCAAUAUUUUAGGUUCAGUUGUGGCAGGAUUCGUAUUCAUUGCGUACUGCUUCGGCCUUCUCCUUGAUACAUUCCACAGCAGAUCGGAAUUAAAACCUGGAUUAAAUUCGAUAAUGAUGAUUUUAUCAUUGCUGGAGAUGAUCAUUACAAUAUCUACUUCAGGAUUUGCAUGCAAAGAAUUAUGCAGCCCCAGCCAAUCGCACAUGCUUAUCGUCCAGCAUGUCACCAGCUCUCAGUUCAAGUCUCAGGACAGCAGUGACAAUCCUUACAAGGCGCUGGUGGACGUGGACGAAACAGCCUCCGUCAUGACAGCCCCUGCAGAGUAACCCCACCAUUCAACACCCUUCAGGAGCACAGCCAGAUACACCAACCCAGUCACGUGCUGCCAUUUCCAUAUAUACCAUUUUAUCCUUCAUAUUCUCAUCUGAAAACUACUAAUUAUGUUGUGCUGCCAUACUUUCAGAAGUUCACAGAAGUGGGUAACUAAUAUUUUUUCUCCAAAUGCAUUAAUGUUGCAUUAACUGUUACUGAUAUUGUUUUAUAUACACUGCACUGGAAAUAACAUUUGCACGUCUUGUUGUAUUUUCUGGCUUGUUAUAUUAAUAGUGUUUGCUCCAAAUGCAUUUAUAUUG